This is a messenger RNA of Fonticula alba, 916 nucleotides long. RefSeq lists its product as hypothetical. Gene Ontology annotation, molecular function: CDP-diacylglycerol-inositol 3-phosphatidyltransferase activity. Gene Ontology annotation, cellular component: Golgi apparatus; membrane. The coding region runs from base 119 to 838 and encodes 239 amino acids. The record is from RefSeq and is a predicted model, not a curated record. Lineage: Eukaryota; Rotosphaerida; Fonticulaceae. The transcript has 5 exons. Gene Ontology annotation, biological process: phosphatidylinositol biosynthetic process.
GGGGGGGGGAUAUUUAUCGGGCUCCUCCCCGCAUGCAGUCUGCAUCCAGCUGGGCCAUCUAUGCUCCCUCCUGCCAUUCCCCCUCCUCCUGCUGUGUGUUCACAUCACACUCUGAUCCAUGUCCAAGGACGCCGCCGUGUCGAUGGGCGCCGCCCUCCCCCAGCCCAAGGCCUCCCGCCGGAAGGCCCCUCGCACGCCCUCCGAGGUCUUCCUGCUGGUGCCCAAUUUGAUCGGCUAUGCGCGUGUGGUUUUCGCCCUGGCGGCCUUUGCCACCCCGACUACUCGCCCGGUCCAGGCAGUUUCCUUCUAUGUUCUGUCCACCAUGCUGGACGCCUUUGACGGUGUGGCCGCGCGGAUGCUCGGCCAGAGCAGCCGCUUCGGCGCGGCCCUCGACAUGGUCACCGAUCGCUGCACCACUGCCUGCCUGCUGAUGUCUCUCGGCAAGAUGUUCCCCUCGUGGAUGCUGGCCUUCCAGUGCCUGCUCAGUCUGGAUGUCGCCAGCCACUAUAUCCACAUGUAUGCUUCCACUUUGAGCGGCUCUCAGUCGCACAAGGAUCUGGAUACCAACCGCAACUGGUUCCUUCGUCUGUAUUACACCUCACGGGUCAUGCUCUUCUGCAUGUGCUUCGGUAAUGAGCUCUUCUUCCUCGCCUGCUUUGUUUACUACUACACGUCCGGCUUCAGUGUCUUUGGCUUGGUCAACUUCGUGCCGCUUGUCAUGGCCAUCUCCUUCCCGGUGAUGGCCAUCAAGCAGGUUCUCAACGUCAUUCAGCUUGCUGGCGCAUCCAUCAACAUCGCUAAGCAGGACAUCCUUGAUGCUCAGUCCCGCGAUCAGUGAAAUACCUUCCCUUUUCGCCCCCCCCCCCCCUCUCCCCUGACCUUGUGAAGCGAAAUAUAUCUCAUUUAUGACUGGAAA